AUGGACCAAGAUCCCGACCACCAGCCGGCGAUCCGAAGUCUUGGCGGCCUGGAUGUAAUCGACUCCAACGGGGACCUCUAUCUCUUUGUAGGAGAAGACGUGGAAGAAAAGCCCAAAAACUACUUUGUAUGUUCCAAAGCGCUCGCGAGGGCCUCGACCUUCUUUCGAAAGAUGCUCUAUGGCGGCUUCGCUGAAUCGCGACCACAUAUGGCCGACGCCCAGCGAGAUUGGACUGUGGAACUGCCCGACGACCGGCAAGAGGCAUUGGAGUUGCUGCUCGAUAUUUCACAUGGGCGAUUUGAAAAAGUCCCUGAACACCUCGAUCUCACAUGGUUGUACCAGUUUCUUGUUAUCACUGAGAAAUAUGACGCGACCAGCAUUGCGCGUCCGUGGGCCCGCGGAUGGAUGGAGUCUGUCAAGACAAGCAUGCAAAAUCCGCUACUUCUCGGUGUUGCUUAUGAACUUGGAGAUGCCCUGAUGUUCAAUACUAUGGCGAUGAAGAUUGCUACCGAGUGUUUGGUUGACGACAACGAAGAUCUGGUGUUUGGUUAUAGCGGAGAAAACCGGGAUACUUACUCAUACAAGCUUUGCAACAUAGAAUGUCUAUUCCCGUCUGGCUUCGUUGAUGACGCCACGACAAUACGGAAGACUCUACUCACUACCAUCCUGGAACCCUACGCCAGCCUCUACAUGACACUAAAACACGGAGAUCGAUGCAUGUCAUCGCCGCAAGAUCCCACGGGAGGCAAACGGUGCGACAGCAUUCUAUUAGGCUCACUUAUUAGAUCAUUCGCGGCGCAAACAAUCGAUCUCACGGCCCCGGACCCCGUCUCGGCGUACCGCGGGAGCGCUUCGGCGCUUCAGUCCGUCCUGCUCAAGCUCGAGUUGUACACGGUUCACUCGGCCUUCUCUCAUCCGUCGUCGACAUCGUUUAGUUUCGGGCAGACGACGCAUCCGCGGUUUGGCUUCACAUUGAGCGCUUGCGAGCAUGUGUUGCAGUCUGGACUGCGGGAGGGUGUGGAGAGGUCUCUGAUGCUGAGGGGGGAUAUGAGCUUUGUUCAGCCAAAACAUAAGGAGUAUCUGCAAAAGCAGGCGCAAAAGACGGGCCUCUCUAAGUAG
Molecule: messenger RNA, 1119 nt
Organism: Colletotrichum phormii
Lineage: Eukaryota; Fungi; Ascomycota; Sordariomycetes; Glomerellales; Glomerellaceae
Exons: 2
Coding region: 1-1119 (372 amino acids)
Source: RefSeq, a predicted model, not a curated record